AUGGCGACGACAAUCGACGUUGACGCCAUCAAGAAGCGAUCAUGGAGUGUGACCAGCAGCUACACUCCCAACAACAUCAUCACCUACAACAUCGCGCUAGGCGUCAAGGGCACCGACCUGUCGCGAUGCUUUGAAGCACAUCCAGACUUCGCGGCCAUGCCGACGUUCGCCACGCUCCCCGUGAUCUCUGUCAUGCGUGAAGUCACGUACGGGAUGAUGGAGUUCCUGCCAAACUUCCAGGCACACAACCACGUCCACGGCGAGCACUAUCUGGAGAUGAAAGGCACGUUUCCCAAACAGGCGACGUUAAACACCACUGCCCGAGUGGUGGAUAUUGUGGAUCGCCGCAGCGGCGUCACCGUGGCCGUGGGCAUCACCACCGUUGACGCCGCCACCGGCUUGGAGAUAUGCUACAGCGAGUGGACAUCGUUUGUCAUGAAAGUCCCCGGAGCAGGGGCAUCCACGAAACCCAUACCGCGCGGUGCAGCCACGGCGACGCACCCGACGCCCACAGAUCGCAAACCGGACGCGGUGGUGGAAUACAAAACCUCGCCGGAGCAGGGGGCCCUGUACCGCGCCGCCUCGGGAGACUUGAACCCCUUACACAUCGACCCCGCGGUGGCCAAAGCAGGUGGUUUCCCGGGCCCGAUCCUGACCGGGACCUGCACGGUGGGGAUGGGCGUGUUGCACAUCAUCGACACGUUCGCCGGGGGGGAUUUCAGUCGGUUCCAGAACGUGAAGCUGAGGUUGAGUAAGCCUGUGUUUCCCGGCGAGGUGGUGAGAACUGAGAUGUGGCGGGAGGAUGGAGGAAGGAAGAUUGUGUAUAGACAGCUUGCUGGGGAUCGGGUGGUGAUCUCGCAGGCAGCGGUUGAGCUGAGAGAUGCUUCUUCGCCGCUGAAGGCGAGGCUGUCAUAG
Cladophialophora immunda is the source of this 915-nucleotide messenger RNA. RefSeq lists its product as uncharacterized. The coding region runs from base 1 to 915 and encodes 304 amino acids. Gene Ontology annotation, cellular component: peroxisome. The transcript has a single exon. The record is from RefSeq and is a predicted model, not a curated record. Lineage: Eukaryota; Fungi; Ascomycota; Eurotiomycetes; Chaetothyriales; Herpotrichiellaceae.